AUGUCCGGGAAACAGCUAUGGCAUAAAUUAACAACCCCAUUCCGAAACCUCACCAAACAAGAACGUAUAGUCCAAUCAAUCCGACUAUUCACCAGUUUUUCCACCAUAAUCUUCAUCCUCCUAACUUUAUUAAUCCCCUUAUCCAAUGAUCGAGCAUACAUGUCAAGAAUAAAUUGUGCCCAUUUAGACCUUGCCGAUGGAUUAUAUAAAACCUUACGAAAUUCCAUCACCGCGCCCGUAAAAGUCCAAGAAAUGACGGGUGGGACCUAUGAAUUACUGGGACAUUCCAUCACGACGUCUGAAUUGGCGAUAUUGACCCAAUAUGCCCAAGAGAAUGUUGCUUAUGCUCCUCAGUUUAUUACUACUUCGUUGUGGAGUUAUUGUUUUGGGUAUUAUGAUACAUAUGAGGAAACUAAUAAGGAUGGGGAAGUUGUUGUUAAAAAGAAGAAUCAAUCGUUGGUAUGUCAGGAUUUGGUAUAUACUUUUGAUUAUAGAGGUGUAUUGACACAAGCGGGAUUGGAAAUUAUUAUUGCGUAUGCAUAUGACAAUGCUGAUGAAGAUACUGAUCAAGAAGAUCAAGAAGAUCAGGAUUAUGAAAAUAAGGUUGCCUCUAGACAUCAUAGGUUUAUAAUGGUGAGGAAUUCAAUCAUAUUUGCAUGUGUUUCUCAAUUAAUAGUAUUAGGGGUAUCAUUAGUGGUUUAUGGAAAUAGAAAUGGUGAGCAAGAUUUAUCCAAAACUCCGAGAAUCUUGCUACAUGUGAUUGGAUUAUUUUCAUUAGCAUCAUUUGCAAGUAUAAUGAUAGGACUGGGAUUAGUGACAAGAUUAUUAGUAAUUACAAAACAAGAAGUCAAAUCAAAGUUAUCCGAUUUUGGAAUUGUUUAUUAUUUUGGUAAAACUUGGUUUGGAUUAAUUUGGUCAUCGACAUUAUUUGCUUUGUUGUCAAUGUGUACUUGGGCAUUACCAUUAUGGUGUGCCAAUCCUGAAUUCCCCCUGGAAGAUUAUGAUGAUUAUGAAGAUCAAGAAUUCAUAUUUCAUCCGAAACAACGAAAAACAACCACAAGCUUCCUCCCACCAACAGCAUCACAAUCUCUUAAGGCUAAAUUUCCAAAAUUCAGAAAACAUAAAUCAUAUAUUCGAAUCCCAGGUCCUGUUGCCAACGAACAGCAUCAACAACAAACUAGAUUUCAACCUCGUCCAAGUAUUGAAAAUGAAGAUGAAUUACGUAAAUUAGGUGAAAAAUUAUCUAAAUCGGCCUCGGUCCGUCGUACAAAUACAAAAUCAAGUCAUAAACAAUUAAAUAACCCCCCAAUCCAAAAUCCAUUCUUAGAUGAGAAUAAUACCACAAAACAUAAAUUCUAUCAAGAAGAGAUAUAUGAUGGAUAUGCAUCGAAUAAUAGUUCGAUAUUUGAAGGUAGAAGACGAGCAAAUACCGGUGAAUCGAUUCCAUUACAUAAUAUGGAUAAGAAGGGAGGAACUCCAAUUGAAGAGAGAACGACAAGAAGUAAUAGUGAUGAUGAUGAUAAUAGAUCAUAUUUAGAAGAUGAUGAGAUGGAAGUUUUAGAUAAUCUGAUGUUUAAACUUGUAUAA
Messenger RNA from Hemisphaericaspora subhashii, 1587 nucleotides. It is a transcript of the gene ECM7, whose product is annotated as Ecm7p. Lineage: Eukaryota; Fungi; Ascomycota; Pichiomycetes; Serinales; Debaryomycetaceae. The transcript has a single exon. Gene Ontology annotation, biological process: fungal-type cell wall organization. Bases 1 to 1587 code for a protein of 528 amino acids. Gene Ontology annotation, cellular component: cell cortex of cell tip; plasma membrane. The record is from RefSeq and is a predicted model, not a curated record.